GCAGGUGCCCCCUGAGGUGUUGACAUGAGACGAGCAGCUGACACUGACGCAGGCGACGCUCCCUCUGGCCCCUCGUCUCUCUCUUCUUUCAGCCUUAUACUGCUCUUCACCCAGCCAACAUGUUCAAGAAACCCAACCCUAAAGAUCAGAUGAGGGCUAAUGACAGACAGCUGCGCAAAGCUGGUCGAGAUGUGGAACGAGAUCGACGUGAAUUGGAGAGAGAAGAGAAAAAAUUGGAAAAUGACAUCAAGAGAUUAGCAAAGUCACCAGGCAACAAGGAGGCCAUUGCACUAUUGGCCAAGCAGCUAGUUAACAUUAGAAAGCAAAAGACAAGAACAUAUGCUGCAAACAGUAGGAUAUCAUCAGUUGCAGCUCAGCAAAAAUCAUUGCAGGCUAAUGUCAAGCUUGCCGGUGCCAUGGGCACUGCCACAAAAACUAUGGUUAACAUGAACCAAAUCAUGAAACCAGAGGAUGUUGCCAAGACUAUGAGGGAUUUUGAGCAGGCCUCUGCUAAGUUGAACAUGGGUGAGGAAAUCAUGAAUGACACCCUCGAUGACAUCCUAAAUGAGAGUGGAGAUGAGGAAGAAAGUGAUGCAAUUGUUAACCAAGUCCUGGAUGAAAUUGGCAUUGAAAUUGGUACUAAGGUGGCAGGAGCACCCAUGGCCCGGACAGAUCGCCUGGGAGAGACGAGUCGAGCUCACGUUAUGACAGAUCAAGAGCUUGAAGACUCUCUGGCCAAGCUCAGGGCAACAUAGAUUAAGUGUUCUGUUAAAUUAUUAAUAUUGAAAUUGCAGCUUUCUAUACAUUAUUGCUAAUGAGAGAGCAUUUAAUAUGUACUUUAUGGAAUUUAGUGAGCAUGAAUUUAUAACGAUUAAAUGUGUGUACAGUACAGCAAUUAUGGGCUGAGUAAAUUUCAGAGGAAAGGAUAAUAUUACUUAAGAAAUGUUUUGUAUUCUCUGCAUUUUAGAAAAUAGAUUUCAGAUUAUUUUAGCUUGCGAAACUAUAUUUAGUGCACCCGUUUUCUCCAAGUUCACCGGUAAAGUGGUAGAGCUAAUAACUACACAGUACGGUGUAUAUCCACUAUUAACUUCUUCUUGUCUGUAUUAUGUGUAUAAAAUAAGAACAAAAAUAUGGUUUGUAUGAAUCUUUAAAAAAAAUUGAAAUUUUUUACGUAAAUAAAUACAUGACAGACUCAACCCCUGUGAAGGACUCAAACCUUGGAAUGCCAGAUGUUCGCACCAUUGACACAGCCAGUACUCUAGACCCCUACACCAUAAACAGUACAUAAACGAUCUGCCAGAUGGAAUGCAGAAUUAUAUGUACAUGUUUGCAGAUAAGAUAAGAUAAUAGGGAAGAUCAUUAACUUAGAUGAUUGUCAUGCCCUUCAAGAA
Molecule: messenger RNA, 1391 nt
Organism: Procambarus clarkii (red swamp crayfish)
Lineage: Eukaryota; Metazoa; Arthropoda; Malacostraca; Decapoda; Cambaridae
Gene: CHMP2B
Product: Charged multivesicular body protein 2b
Biological process (GO): protein transport; endosome transport via multivesicular body sorting pathway; late endosome to vacuole transport
Cellular component (GO): ESCRT III complex; multivesicular body
Source: RefSeq, a predicted model, not a curated record